AUGCAUCUCAUGCUACUAUUACAUGUAAUCCUUUAUAUAUCGACACCUGUAGACUUGAAGUCUUCUAAUAUUGAUUCUUCUUCUUCUUCAUUACUGUUGGAUUCUGAUUAUUGCAGUCAACAGCGUCCGUUAUCAUCUAAAACCAUUGUUCUACCAAAGAAAUGUUCAUCGUGGCAAGAUUAUUGUUGUACUGAUGUUACAAACAGUGAACAAAAUGAUACCCACUCAUCUUUCAACAAUCAUUCCAUACCAAAACUUGAAUUUCGAGCACAAACAAUAACUAUUCCAUUUUAUGCUCUAAAGAUAUUUUCAUCUUUGUUUAAUCGAUCGCCAAACAGUUCCAAUGUUCAAUUGGAAAUGAAGAUUGUCAAAACAUGUCGAAAAAAUAUCCUCUGUUCAGAACCCGAUUGCUUAGUUAAUCGUUGUUCAACUAAAUGGACUGUAGAGUAUAGUCGACUUGAUGGUCACCAUUUUAGCCCGUGGAAUUGUCAUACAUGUGUACAUACAAAUCAUUGGAGACAAUGCGAACAAAUAUGUGCAAAAUGUUCACAAUGUAUUGCCUAUGAUUUUAUGAUGAGAGGUGUACUAAAAGGUCAAUGUCGGCUAUUCUACAAUGUGACCAAUGAUAAUGUGAUGAUGAAUCCGCAAGCAAAAUCAGCCAGAAAAAUUCGUAUUCGAUGUAAUGGUGAUUUACAGAUAAAUGUUGCUUAUCAAGACGAUGGUGAAUUGUACAAUUUAACAUCAAAUAUUCUCAGAGAUAUAAGAAAUGACGAUGACAGAGCAUCGUUAGUGAAGUAUGUGAAGAUCGAAGUACCUAUUGACACAAGUAUGACAAAACAAAACGACGACAUGGCAUCAAGUCAUGAAUUAAUCAAAGGUAUUAAUAUUAAUGAAUCUAAUCUGUAG
Messenger RNA from Didymodactylos carnosus, 906 nucleotides. NCBI's taxonomy places the organism in Eukaryota, Metazoa, Rotifera, Eurotatoria, Philodinida, Philodinidae. The record is from the annotation of a GenBank genome assembly.